Amphibalanus amphitrite is the source of this 2774-nucleotide messenger RNA. Its product is annotated as lysophosphatidylcholine acyltransferase 2-like. The coding region runs from base 166 to 1797 and encodes 543 amino acids. The transcript is spliced from 11 exons. NCBI's taxonomy places the organism in Eukaryota, Metazoa, Arthropoda, Thecostraca, Balanomorpha, Balanidae. Gene Ontology annotation, molecular function: calcium ion binding. The record is from RefSeq and is a predicted model, not a curated record.
UAUGGUGCCGGUGCGAGUUUCAGGCGGUUUUCGAGUCAUUCAGUGCAAAUUCAGUGUGUUUUAACUUUUCUAUGCUGUCAGUUUGUGGUGGGGCUUAAAUAAAUGCACGCUCAAGAGAUAUUGAUCUUUAUAAAUUGAACAUUGGUAGCAGAGCGUGGUUACAAGAUGGCAUCUAGAGAUUUCAAAGCCCCACCACCUAUGCGUCAAGAUUUGCCAUAUUCAGAGUGGAAGCAUGAGAUCAAAGCCGUUUUAGCGAGUGACUGCUGCAGAUUGGUUCAGUACGUCAUGACUGAGGGCAGCGAGGGCGGCACUGCCACCAGCGACGAUCACCUCAUCCCUCAUGAAGUGCUCAAUCCGUUUGUGGCUCGGCUGGACGCCCUCAACUCCACAUAUGACAAAGUCAAGGUGGCGCUGAUGACCGUGUUCGUCCUGCCGUUCCGCAUCAUGGGCGUGUGCCUGUGCGUGCUCAUCGGCUGGAUGUUCGCCUGCAUCGGCCUCUACGGAAUGACCGAGGAGGAGCGAAACCAGCCGCUCAGAGGCUGGCGCAGGCGGCUGCGCGUGGUGCUGUUGCUCUGCACCCGCACCGUGUUUUUCUCGGCCGGCUUCCCGUGGGUGACGGUGCGCGGCCGGCGCGCCUCGGCGCGCGACGCGCCCAUCAUCGCCGUGGCGCCGCACUCGAGCUACUUUGACGUGCUGCCCGUGAUCGUCAUGGCGGCGCCCAGUGUGGUGGCCAAGAUCGAGACGUCGCGCGCCGCCAUGUUUGGCAAGCUGAUCGACUACACCCAGCCGGUGUACGUGUCGCGAGAAGACCCCAACUCGCGCCAGAACACCAUCCGCGAGAUCCAGCGGCGCGCUCACAGCAACGGCCAGUGGCCGCAGAUCAUGCUGUUCCCGGAGGGCACGUGCACGAACCGCUCGUGUCUGAUCCAGUUCAAGCCGGGCGCCUUUUACCCGGGCGCGCCCGUGCAGCCCGUGGUGGUGCGCUACCCGAACCGACUGGACACGGUCACAUGGACCUGGGAGGGGCCCAACGCGUGGCACAUCUUGUGGCUGACGCUGACACAGUUUGUCAGCUUCUGCGAGAUCGAGUACCUGCCUGUGUAUAUUCCCAACGAGGAGGAAAAGAAAAACCCGCGCCUCUUCGCCAACAACGUCCGCGCCAAAAUGGCUGAGGCGCUGGGCGUUCCGGUGACCGACUACACGUACGACGACUGCCGGCUGAUGAGCAAGGCGCGCUCCAAGAACCUGCCCUGCGAGACGGGCCUGGUCGAGGUGACCAAACUGAUGCACCAGCUGGGCAUCAACAUGGCCACCAUCGAGGCGGAGAUGGACAGCUUCGCGGCCAUCGCGCGCAAGACGGACGGCCUGAUCCGUCUGACCGAGUUCGCUGCCUACCUGGGCUUCCCCAGCUCCGAGCCCGGCCUCGUGGAGCUCUUCAACCUCUACGACAGGGAUCGGGACGGGGUGAUUGAUUUUCGUGAGUACCUGAUGGGCGUCAGCCUCAUCUCGCGGCCCGUCAACACUGAGGAAACGAUAGCGCUGGCCUUCCGGCUGUUCGACGCCGGCGGCAAGGGUCACGUGACGCAGCGUGACGUCACCAAGGCGCUGGCCACCACGCUCAACAUGACCGACCAGGAGAGCAGCCGACUCUUCAGCCAGGUGGAGAAGGCCAACGCUGACUACAUCACCUUCGAGGAAUUCCGCGCGCAUGCGCAGAAGAAGCCGGAGUACGCCAAGAUCUUCAUGGCGUGGCACGGUCGCCAGAAGGACUCUCAGGGAAAGGCCAAGGCCCAGUAGCGGCGGCGACCGCUCGAGGAGACAAUCUCGCCCGGCACGGCGGGCCGAGCGGCGCGUGCAGCGGCCGGCCCCGUCAGCUUCAAACCGGCGGCCACGUCCGUCCGCCCGAGCAGGUCCGGUCUGCCGGGGCGCUCCCGUGUCUCGCGUUGUUUUAGAUUUCGUCCGUGUGUGACGGCCGGGGAGAAGGGUUUGAAAUUAUUGAGAAAAGAUCUGGUGGGGCCGGGGGCGCUGCGCUCGGGUCCGCCCGGUGCCACCGCCCGGCGUCCACCGUCACCGAUUCCUGUGUCUCAGGAAGGCGGAGUCGUCUCAGCAGCUUUGUGCCGCCGGCAGUCUGGGUGCGGUCCGCAGCGUCGCGCGCUGCCGGCCCCCGGACGCUCCCCGCUUACCGCAUCCACACUUCACAGUUGCCUGGCCAACAAGGGUGCCAUGGGCUCGGGGCCGCGUGCCUCGAUGAGGCGGGCGUGAGCUCCGGUGCCCGUUUUAGCAUGAGAUUAGGUGGGUGCAGCUCCGUGUUUGUGUGCGUGUAUGUAGCUGCAGCUACAGGAUAUCUCCCCAACCCGUCGCACCCCGAGUGCGUGGCCCCGCGACUGGCCAGCUGGCUGGCUAGUCGAAUGGUCGGAGGCUCCCGCGCCAGUGAUUUCACGAUCUGCCACGUUAUUUAUUGACCUCAGACCAGCAGUGACCGCCCCCGCUGUGCGUGUUUGUGUUUUAAGUGGCGUCCGGCAGCCGCGGCUCGUCCUAGUCCGCCGCAGCCUGUCAACGCGCGCAGCAUCUAUCCAUAGUGACCUAAACCAGUACUUAAUAGGUGGCGCCGGCGGCGGUGGCUGACAGUCACUCUCAGCCGCCGUCGUGGCCGGCAGGAGUAUCUCAGAGGCGCGGCGUCGUCCGCGCCGCAUAAUUGAGUGAGUGGUGUCGUCGGUGGGGCUGUUCUCUUAAUGUUGCCAAUUUGCAAUACACGUGCAUUAUGGUACCGAUCA